AUGAGUGUGAAAUUAGAUACCCGACACAGAGUCCCUCACGAGGAUAUGAACCUGAAUUCAGAUACCCGCAAUAUUCCUCGCGAGACCCCCGAUCCCAGAAUACCUGGGACUCAACCCCUACUGCUAUUCGGUACGAAACAAGAGAACCGAAGGUCAUUCGCCAUGGAUUACAUGAAAUAUCGGGCUCAGGUCGGCGCCUCCUUAGACAACGCGGACGAGGGCCAUCCAUUUGGUCGCUCCAUCCGCAUUAGGUCGCUCGCGUAUAUAUCUUCACCGGGGAACCAGCGUGUCGAGACAUUCGCAGAUAUUGGAUAA
Molecule: messenger RNA, 315 nt
Organism: Penicillium verrucosum
Lineage: Eukaryota; Fungi; Ascomycota; Eurotiomycetes; Eurotiales; Aspergillaceae
Exons: 1
Coding region: 1-315 (104 amino acids)
Source: RefSeq, a predicted model, not a curated record